Caenorhabditis briggsae is the source of this 447-nucleotide messenger RNA. The transcript is spliced from 4 exons. The record is from RefSeq and is a predicted model, not a curated record. Lineage: Eukaryota; Metazoa; Nematoda; Chromadorea; Rhabditida; Rhabditidae. The coding region runs from base 1 to 447 and encodes 148 amino acids.
AUGCUCGGCAUGAUGAACUCGCCUUCUGAUUCUGUGGAAUUCUACGCCACAAAUCGAAAAGUGUCCGAUGAAGUUUCCGUUGAAAAUCCAGAAUUGAAAAAGUUCACAGAAGUCAAAAAGAAGGAUGUGGUUUCGUACACAGAAGAUGGUCGUAAAAUGAUAAAUGGAAAGCUGGUCACUGAAACUGAUGCUCCAACACUAUGGAGUUCAGCUUUGCUCCGUGGAAGGAUCCAUACAAUCACUGGAUCCCCAAUCAGCGAAAAGGAACAGAAGAAAGAACGUGAAAAUGUGCGUCGCAACUCCAAGAAAUUGGGUAGAACCAUUGCUGUGGUCGCCUCGCUUCAGAGAAUGGAAUCCACUGAAGUCAUUGGACAAGAAUCCGAUGUUCCACAACCAGUCGCAAUCACCCCGGUUACAGUUGUUGGCUCUUCCAGUCCUCCCGAAUAA